AUGGUGGUUGUUCGACGGCCGCAGCCACGGCAAAGGGAGCUGAAAGGGGACCCGCUGGAUGAAGCCGAGACAAGCCAAGGGGUGAGCCACCCCCCAGGCUCUGCAUGGAUUGGAAUGGGGAAACCCGCCUGCGCUAAGAGCCUGGGGCAGCUGGAAAACCCUGGCUUCUUCCUCCUCCGAGCUCUCUUCCUCCUCCUCUUCUGCAGGCAUGUUUCUUCCCAGUGCAAGAUCCUGCGCUGCAACUCGGAGUACGUGGCGGCCACCCUCAACCUGCGCGGCUCCAACCGGAACGCGGCGUACUGCAACGCCCUCCGCUCCUACUCCCACUGCACCCGCAAGACGGCUCGCACCUGCCGCGGCGACCUGGCCUACCACUCCGCCGUCCACGGCAUCGAGGACCUCAUGAUCCAGAACAACUGCUCCAAGGAGGGGCCCACGUCGCCGCCCCGACCCCGGCCCCCGGCCCCCAACCAUCAGGGCUUCGAGUCUCUCGAUAUCUGCAACUAUGAGAAGAGUUUUCUCUACAAGCACGGCCAACCCCCCAGCUACCAGCACUGCGCGGCUUUCGGGGACCCCCACAUCCGCACUUUCCACGACGACUUCCACACCUGCCGAGUGGAGGGCUCCUGGCCUCUCUUGGACAAUGACUACUUGUUUGUGCAAGCAACCAGCUCUCCGGUGGCGAAGGGCUCCAACGCUACGGUCACCAGCAAGCUCACCAUCAUCUUCAAGAACAUGAAGGAAUGCAUCGACCAGAAGGUCUACCAGGCUGAGAUAGACAACCUCCCGGCAGCCUUCGAGGACGGCUCGGUCAACGGGGGCGAGAGGCCGGGCGGGAGCAGCUUGGCCAUCCGGGAGCGCAGCCCCGGGCGGCACGUGGAGAUCCACGCUGAGUACAUCGGCACCACCAUCGCCGUCCGCCAGGCCGGCCGCCAGCUCUCCUUCUCCAUCCGGGCGGCCGAGGAGGUGGCGCGAGCCUUCACGGAGGAGCAAGACCUGCAGCUCUGCGUGGGAGGUUGCCCCCGCAGCCAGCGCAUCUCCCGCAGCGAGUGCUGCCGCGGACGCGAGACGGCCGAGACGGCCCGGGCGCUCUGCAAGGAGAUGCUGCCUGUGGAGGACGUCUACUUCCAGUCGUGCGUCUUCGACGUGGUGACCUCCGGGGAUGCCAACUUCACCAUGGCGGCUCACGGGGCCUUGGAGGACGCCAGGGUCUUCCUUCCCAACGCUGAGAAACUCCACAUCUUCCAGGCUGGGGCGGGCUGCCCGCACGUCUCUUCUUCCUUCCUCCUCCUCUUCCUCACCUCUGGUCUUUGGGCUGUUUUGUGGCACUUUUAACUCUGGCUGGCAUUGCGUCCAGCCGGUGCGGAGGGGUAACCCGAGAGAGCUGCUGACUCAAGGCCCGUGCCUGGCGGCUCAGGAGCGGGGCCUUGCCGAGGAUCCGGUGUCGCUGCGGCAAUGAGGAACCGGAGGCCCAGACCUCUGCGGGGGGAGCGCGGGAGAUGGACGAUGGUCAGACGCCGUUUGCAUCCACGGCUCUCACACCUGGUUCCUCUCCCGAAGGCAGAUGACGGGUUUUUUUCUUUCUGUUGGAUUCCGACGCAUUUCUUUGUUCUAAAGACGAGGACG
Molecule: messenger RNA, 1626 nt
Organism: Athene cunicularia (burrowing owl)
Lineage: Eukaryota; Metazoa; Chordata; Aves; Strigiformes; Strigidae
Gene: HJV
Product: hemojuvelin BMP co-receptor
Exons: 4
Coding region: 1-1335 (444 amino acids)
Biological process (GO): BMP signaling pathway
Cellular component (GO): plasma membrane
Molecular function (GO): coreceptor activity
Source: RefSeq, a predicted model, not a curated record